AUUUACUAAUAGAUGUCAGUGUCAUUCAUCAAAAGAAAAGUUGAAAAAUAAAAAGUAAUCGAAAAUAAACAACAGUUUUCAUAAUGCUUAAACCUAAAGCUUUGACACAAGUGCUUAGUCAAGCAAAUACUGGAGGAGUAGAAAAUACACUGUUGCUGAACCAUCAAGGCGCUCUGCUGGCUUAUUCAGGAUAUAAUGAUAAAGAUGCUAGGGUCACAGCUGCAAUUGCUAGCAACGUUUGGUCAGCAUACGAAAAGCAAGGCAGGAAUGUUUUUAAAGAAGACAAAUUGCAUCUCAUUUUAGUUGAUUGUCAAAAUGGUAAAAUUGCAAUAACACAAGUAGCUAAUUUAUUGUUAUGUUUAUAUGCAAAAGAUACUGUUGGAUUUGGUAUAUUGAAAGAAAAAAUAAAUGCCAUUGCACAAUAUCUGGAAGGACCUCUUAAGCAGGUAGCAAGUUCUUAACUUUAUAAUAUCUAUUUUAUGUAUAAGAUAUAUAAUGUAAAUAAAGAAAUUUUGUAAAUGAUUGUCAAAUUUAUUAUUGUUUUAUGUAUAAAUUGUUUGUAAUGAAUGUAUUCAACUUAACAAUUAAGUG
Molecule: messenger RNA, 591 nt
Organism: Papilio machaon (common yellow swallowtail)
Lineage: Eukaryota; Metazoa; Arthropoda; Insecta; Lepidoptera; Papilionidae
Gene: Lamtor2
Product: ragulator complex protein LAMTOR2 homolog
Exons: 2
Coding region: 84-461 (125 amino acids)
Biological process (GO): positive regulation of TOR signaling; cellular response to amino acid stimulus
Cellular component (GO): Ragulator complex
Molecular function (GO): molecular adaptor activity; guanyl-nucleotide exchange factor activity
Source: RefSeq, a predicted model, not a curated record